Abrus precatorius (Indian licorice) is the source of this 3072-nucleotide messenger RNA. Its product is annotated as receptor-like protein 7. The transcript has a single exon. The record is from RefSeq and is a predicted model, not a curated record. Lineage: Eukaryota; Viridiplantae; Streptophyta; Magnoliopsida; Fabales; Fabaceae. Gene Ontology annotation, molecular function: protein binding. The coding region runs from base 1 to 3072 and encodes 1023 amino acids.
AUGCUGUGCUACAUCUCUGUCGUCUUUGCCCAAUGUCGUGAGGAUCAACGAUCAUUGCUGCUGGAACUGAAGAACAACCUUAAAUUUGAACAUGAAAGUUCGAGCAAGCUAAAGUGGUGGAAUCAAAGCACUGCUUGUUGUGAGUGGAGGGGUGUAACCUGUGAUGAGGAGAGACAUGUUAUUAUUGGUCUUGAUCUGAGUGGGGAGUCAAUCUCUGGUGGAUUUGACAAUUCAAGUAGCCUUUUCAGUCUCCAACAUCUCCAGCAUUUGAAUUUGGCUAACAAUUACUUCAAUUCAGAGAUUCCACCCUCAUUCAAUAAGUUACAGAAUUUAACUUAUCUGAAUUUGGCAUAUGCUGGCUUUGUGGGGCAGAUUCCAAUAGAGAUCUCUCAACUCACAAGGUUGGUUACUCUUGAUCUCUCAGCAGGAGAAUUAAUGAAACUAGAAAACCCAAGUCUAGGAAAGAUAGUCCAAAACCUGACAAAGAUAAAACAACUUUAUCUGGAUGGUGUGAUUAUAUCAGCUCAUGGACAAAAAUGGCAUGCUGCAUUGUUGCAAAUUCCAUCUCUGCAAGAACUGAGCAUGAUUGACUGUAACCUCUCGGGGCCCCUUCACUCUUCUCUAACAACACUUGAGAAUCUCUCAGCCAUUCAUCUUGAUGAUAACUACUUAUCAUCUACAGUGCCAGAAACUUUUGCAAAUUUCAGAAACCUGACAACCUUGAGUCUUGCUGGUUGUGAAUUGAUUGGAAUGUUUCCACAAAAUAUCUUCCAAAUCCCAACAUUAUCCUUUAUUGAUGUAUCAUAUAACACUGAUCUUCAUGGGUUCUUCCCAUAUUUCCCACUGAAUGGAUCUCUCCAGACCUUGAUAGUUGGUUACACAAGUUUCUCUGGUCCACUUCCAAAUUCCAUUGGCAAUUUGAAACACUUGUCCACUCUAGACCUUUAUUCAUCUCAAUUUAAUGGAACACUGCCUGACUCAUUAUCAAAUCUCACCCAACUUGUUGAUAUAGAUCUGUCAGGGAAUAGCUUUGCUGGCUCAAUUUCAUCCUUAGGUAUGUGCCAAAAUCUCCAAAGUGUUUUCCUCUUUGAUAACUCUUUCACUGGAAUGAUUCCCUCCUCUAUAUUCAUGUUCCCAUCACUGAGAUAUGUAGCACUUUCCAAUAAUGAAUUUGAAGGUCAACUAAAAGAUUUCAUAAAUGCCUCCUCUGGAGUACAAUCGCUUCAUUUGAGUGGCAAUCAUUUAGAAGGGCCUAUUCCCGAUUCUCUGUUUCAACUCAAAAAUCUUCAAGAUCUUGUACUCUCUUUCAACAAGUUUAGCGACACCAUAGAGCUCAAUAUGCUUAGCAUGCUAAGAAACCUUACUACACUUGACAUUUCAUACAACAACUUGACAAUAAUUGAUACAUCCACCCCACUGUUUCCAUCACCAUUAUUUCCACAAUUGAAACGGGUAAGUUUGGCUUCUUGCAAGUUGACAACAUUUCCACGAUUCUUGAAAAACCAUUCACUAACAGUCAUUGACCUUUCAAAUAACCAUAUUUCUGGCACUAUACCACAAUGGAUUUGGAAUAAUAUUUUUAUAGAUCACAUAAAUCUUUCCCACAACUACCUGACUGACUGGGAAGAACCUGCUUUGAACAAUCUGUCUUAUUUAUCCAUACUUGAUUUUCAUUCCAACCUUCUCCAAGGACCACUUCCAACUCUACCACAAUCAUUAAUUUAUUUAGAUUUUUCAAAUAACAAUUUGAGCUCUAUCAUCCCAACAAAAAUUGGUCAAUUUCUUAUCAACACUAUGUUUCUCCUUUUCGCAAACAAUAAUUUGCACGGCAAUAUCCCAGAAUCCAUAUGCAAUGCUUCAAAUCUUCAAGUGUUGGACCUCUCACUUAAUUCUUUGACUGGAACAAUUCCGAAAUGCUUGAUUGCAAUGAAUGGAAGUCUUAGCAUACUAGAUUUAGGGAGGAACAAACUAAAUGGCACCAUUGAUACUUUUCCUGGCUUGUGUUACUUGAGAACACUCCAUUUAAAUGGAAAUUCUAUACAAGGAAAGCUUCCAAAAUAUCUGGCUAAUUGUGCCACCUUGGAGAUUUUAGACAUUGGAGACAACCAGAUACACGAUCAGUUCCCCUGUUGGUUGAAGGACAUAUCCACCUUACGUGUUCUUAUUUUGCGGUCCAACAAUUUGCAUGGCAACCUCAAAUGUGUUGGAACCAAGGUAGCAUGGCCACAACUUCAGAUUUUUGACCUUGCAUACAACAAUUUUGGUGGUAAAAUUCCAUUGUCAUUCUUUGAAACUUCGAAAGCAAUGAUAGCUGAUGAAAAUUAUGGGAGCAAGUCCAAGCUAGGUCAUCUUCAAUUUCAACUCCUAAAAUAUGAUCAAGUUUAUUACCAAGACAGGGUGACAGUCACAAGCAAAGAGCGAAAAAUGGACUUAGUAAAGAUCCUAACCAUCUUCACUGCCAUUGACUUGUCAUGCAACAAAUUUGAGGGACUAAUACCAGAAAGUCUUGGACAGCUAAAUGCUCUCUACAUACUUAAUCUAUCUCACAAUGCUUUCUCAGGCCAAAUCCCAUCCUCUUUUGGAAAUCUGAAAGAUCUUGAAUCCUUGGACUUGUCAUACAACAAUUUGAGUGGCAAAAUUCCCACACAAAUAGCAAAGUUAUCUUUUCUUUCAUUCUUGAACCUAUCAUGUAAUUAUCUCAUGGGGAGAAUACCAACAGGUACCCAAAUUCAGUCUUUUCUAGCUGACUCAUUCAAAGGCAAUGAUGGGUUGUGUGGACCACCAUUGACCCCAAAUUGUGGUGGUGAUAGAGAGCAAGGGACUCCAGCUUCAACUUCCAAUGUUGAUACAAAGAAUUCCAUUAAUUGGAAUUUUAUAUCAGUUGAACUAGGAUUCACUUUUGGAAUUGGAAUUGUUGUUUUGCCUCUUAUACUCUAUAAAUCUUGGAGGAAAAGGUACUGGAAAUGUGUAGAUGACGUACUUUAUCACUCCAUACCUCAUCUAGAAUUUGCAUAUGAAAGACAUGGAGAGCAGAGUUACAGAUCUCUAAGGCGGAUGGCAUACUCAAGGUAA